AUGCUUGGCAAGGAAGCCAAGCAGCGAGCCGCCGCGAAGGAGACGGCCUCGCGGGCGCCCGCCCGCCCUGAUGCCAAGAAGCCCGGGACCAGCGGCGCUGGUCCCAAGCUGGCUGGCGCGGCGAGAUACGACAAGAUCAGGGACCUGAAUUCGGGGAGCUUCGGCUUCGUGCAGCUGGCGCGGGACAAGGUCACCGGCAAGAAGGUGGCGAUCAAGUUCAUCGACAGGGGCAGCAAGGUGAACAAGCACGUGAGGAAUGAGAUCAUCAACCACAGGAACCUGCUGCACCACCACGUGAUCCAGUUCAGAGAGGUUUACUUGACCCCCAAAUACCUGUGCAUAGUCAUGGAGUUUGCGCCUGGUGGUGACAUGCUUGAUUACGUCAAGAGGAAGGGCGGCCUGACAGAGGACGAGGCCCGCUGGUUCUUCCAGCAGCUCAUAAUCGGGCUUGACUACUGCCACAAGAUGGGUGUGGCCAACAGGGACAUCAAGCUGGAAAACACGCUCCUCGAUGACAGCCCCUGGCCGCUGCUGAAGAUAUGCGACUUCGGUUACAGCAAGCAUGAGGAGCUGAACUCUGCUCCCGGCUCUAGGGUGGGCACUCCAGCGUACCUUGCUCCAGAGGUCAUCAUGAACACCAGAGGGAGCACAUACGAUGGAAAGACUGCUGACAUAUGGUCCUGCGGAGUUUUUCUCUACGUCAUGAUGGUUGGCUCGUACCCCUUUGAGAAGUCGGAAGACAGAAAAAAGCCGGACAAGUUGAGGAGGAUGAUUCAGAGGAUCGUUAAUGUUGAUUACUCGAUUCCCAGCUGGGUGCGGAUGUCAGAGGACUGCAGGGACAUUCUGUCCAAGAUCCUGGUGAAGGACUUGAAGAAGCGCUUGACGAUGGACCAGCUGCAGCAGCACAGGUGGUUCAGGAAGAACCUCCCGGAAGGGGCCCAGGACAUGAACAAGCGUCUGCAGCAACAGGGAUCUGGAUUGCAGAGCGUCGAGUCCAUCACCAAGAUCGUGGACAUGGCCAAAGUCAAGGAAAAGGUCAAGGACGAUGAUGCGUUGAUCGAUGAUGAACUCGCCAACCUCGAAGAUGAAGAUUGA
Ostreobium quekettii is the source of this 1095-nucleotide messenger RNA. The record is from the annotation of a GenBank genome assembly. NCBI's taxonomy places the organism in Eukaryota, Viridiplantae, Chlorophyta, Ulvophyceae, Bryopsidales, Ostreobiaceae.